AUGUCCGAAGAAGAGGGAUGGAUAAUGCAUGGAUCGGAAGCAGUACAGCAAGUGAUCGAACAUCAAACAGUUUCGAAACAAUUCACCGAAGCUAUACGCGUCAUGAAACUAGACCCUCAUGAACAUGUCGUUCAACAUUUCAAAAAUCUAACCAAAGACCCCGAAACAACCGCCGAAUUCCUAAAAGACCUGAAGUUUAACUCAAACUUUCCUGAAUAUCAAGCCAUUUUGGG
Molecule: messenger RNA, 233 nt
Organism: Paramuricea clavata
Lineage: Eukaryota; Metazoa; Cnidaria; Anthozoa; Malacalcyonacea; Plexauridae
Source: the annotation of a GenBank genome assembly